CAACUCUUGCCUCUUUCUUCGCAAAUUAUCCACUCAGGCUUUCACUUCACGCUCUCUUUCUCCUUCACUCUCUGCACAAACCCUCACAUACCCUUUUGCCUCGUCUCAAUUUCAUUCCCGUUUGAAUGCACUGAGCACAGCAAUAUCAUCGUAUUCGAAGAUUUGACCCUCGCAUCAUGUAUUUAUCAGAGAAGCCUCGCCCUAUCGAUUUCUACAAAGAAGAAGGGAGCCGAGAUAUGAUGAUCGAGGUUGUUUCAAAUGGCGAACUCGCUCCUCCUCACCAACAACCCCCACAACAUCAAAUGAUUCUUGGCGAGAGUAGUGGUGAGGACCACGAAGUUGAAAUCAAGGCUCCCAAGAAGCGUGCUGAGACUUGGGUUCAAGACGAGACUCGGAGUUUGAUUGCCUUUCGCCGUGAGAUGGAUGGGCUUUUCAAUACAUCCAAGUCCAACAAGCAUUUGUGGGAACAAAUAUCGGCGAAGAUGAGAGAGAAGGGGUUUGAUCGCUCGCCCACUAUGUGCACGGACAAAUGGAGGAAUCUGUUGAAGGAAUUUAAGAAGGCUAAGCACCAGGAUAGGGGAAGUGGUUCUGCUAAGAUGUCGUAUUAUAAAGAGAUUGAAGAGAUUCUCAGGGAGAGGAAUAAGAGUAUGCAGUACAAGAGCCCUACACCUCCUAAGGUUGAUUCUUAUAUGCAUUUUGCAGAUAAAGGUAUUGAUGAUACUAGCAUCUCUUUUGGCCCAGUUGAAGCAGCUGGGAGACCAACACUCAAUCUUGAGAGGCGUUUGGAUCAUGAUGAACAUCCUCUUACCAUUGCUGCAGCUGAUGCUGUUGCAGCAAGUGGAGUGCCUCCUUGGAAUUGGAGAGAAACUCCUGGAAAUGGUGGGGAAGGUCAAUCAUGUUGUGGGAGGGUUAUAUCAGUCAAAUGGGGUGAUUAUACGAGAAGAAUAGGUAUUGAUGGCGCAUCAGAUGCCAUCAAGGAAGCAAUAAGGGCUGCUUUUAGGCUGAGAACUAGACGUGCGUUUUGGUUGGAGGAUGAAGAACAGAUAAUCAGAAGUCUUGACCGUGACAUGCCUUUAGGAAAUUACACUCUUCACCUAGAUGAAGGAAUGGCCAUUAAAAUAUACCUCUAUGAUGACUCUGACCAUAUCCCUGUUUAUGAGGAUAAGAUCUUUUACACUGAAGAUGAUUACCGUGAUUUCCUGACACGUCGGGGCUGGACAUGUCUGAGGGAAGUUGAUGGCUAUAGAAACAUUGAGAAUAUGGAUGAUCUUCGACCUGGUGCCAUAUAUCGUGGUGUGAGUUAAGGGCUAGUUCAUGGUAUUUGCCAAGUUUUUGUAAUGCUGUUUAUGUCCUGUGGCCUAGGAAAAUGGAUUAAACCCUGAGCCCAAAUGCUGUUCCCCUUAAGCCUUGACAUGUCUGUGGAUAUGCAUUUGUAAUGACAUCAUAUUUUUGACAAUAUCUGUAUAGGGUCAUUUUUCACCCAUUACUUCUAAAUCCUCAUAUGAUGCAUCCGGAUACA
Messenger RNA from Prosopis cineraria, 1519 nucleotides. RefSeq names its product trihelix transcription factor GT-1-like. The record is from RefSeq and is a predicted model, not a curated record. The coding region runs from base 177 to 1304 and encodes 375 amino acids. The transcript has 5 exons. Lineage: Eukaryota; Viridiplantae; Streptophyta; Magnoliopsida; Fabales; Fabaceae.